This is a messenger RNA of Ceratotherium simum simum (southern white rhinoceros), 945 nucleotides long. Its product is annotated as olfactory receptor 10D3-like. Gene Ontology annotation, molecular function: olfactory receptor activity. The record is from RefSeq and is a predicted model, not a curated record. Gene Ontology annotation, biological process: G protein-coupled receptor signaling pathway. Lineage: Eukaryota; Metazoa; Chordata; Mammalia; Perissodactyla; Rhinocerotidae. Gene Ontology annotation, cellular component: membrane.
AUGGAGAAGAAGAACUGCUCGGUGGUGACUGAGUUCAUCCUUUUGGGAAUCCCACACACAGAGGGGCCGGAGACUAUACUUUUUGUCUUGUUCUUGCCCUUUUAUGCCUUUACCCUGCUGGGAAAUUUGUCUAUCCUUGUGGCUGUUCUUUCUUCCACUUGCCUUCACACACCUAUGUAUUUCUUCCUGGGGAAUCUGCUGUCUGUGUUUGACAUGAGUUUCUCCUCUGUGACUUGUCCUAAAAUGCUGCUCUACCUCAUAGGAUUGAGCCCAAUCAUUUCCUACAAGGACUGUGUCUCCCAGCUCUUCUUCUUCCAUUUCCUUGGCAGUGUUGAGUGCUUUUUGUAUACUGUGAUGGCCUAUGACUGCUUUACUGCUAUCUGUUAUCCUCUACAGUACACAGUUAUCAUGAACCCUAGAAUCUGUGUGGCCCUGGCUGUGGGCACAUGGCUGUUAGGGUGUAUUCAUUCUAGUUUCUUGACUUUGCUCACCUUCAUCUUGCCAUACUGUGGUCCCAAUGAAGUGGAUCACUUCUUUUGUGAUAUCCCAGCACUCUUGCCCUUGGCUUGUGCUGAUAUAUCCUUAGCCCAGAGGGUGAGCUUCACCAAUGUUGGCCUCGUAUCUCUUGUCUGUUUUCUCUUAAUCCUUGUAUCCUACACUCAGAUCACUAUCUCCAUCUUGCGUAUUCGCUCAACUGAGGGCCAUCGUCGUGCCUUCUCUACAUGCAAUGCCCACCUUAUUGCCAUCUUCUGUGCCUAUGGGCCCAUCAUCACUGUCUACCUGCAGCCCACACCUAACCCCAUGCUGGGAACUGUGGUUCAAAUUCUGAUGAAUUUGGUAGGACCAAUGCUGAAUCCUUUGAUCUAUACCUUGAGGAAUAAGGAAGUAAAAACAGCCCUGAAAAAAAUAUUGCACAGGACAAACCAUGUUCCCAAGAGUUCGUAA